CAGCUCACCUCGGCUAAUGAGUGCGUGGGUUGUCUAAACCAGUGUCUUGUUCGUGUUCCUGUUGCAGUUCAGUAGCUCAGGUGUGAGGGACAGAAACCUUUGGGCAUGAAUCUGUACAGGAGCUUUGGAAACCUCAUGGAGGCCUGGGUAGCUGAAGGAAGCCUGUAUUCUGACUCAGAAUCACUAGGAAAUAAUGAUGGAGACUCUCCUGCACCGUCCUCUGACAUGGAGACUAACCUACGCUCAGAUUCGGUGGACUCUGGAGUGGAGACAGCCAGCUGUGACACUUCUUUUCCUGCUACAUCCUGCUCAGCAGAGAUAGAUGGAUUUAUACCAGAAAUAGAAUGCGAGGGACUCACUUCAGCCUCAACAUCACAGUCUCCUGUCCUCUCUUCUCCUGUGCCUUCCUCUUCCUCCUCUUCAUCCCCGCGCCUCUGUCCCAGCAAACCUCUGGAGAGCUCUAUUGCCUUGCACCCAAAAGUGGAGCAAGCACUGCAGAGGACUGACUCUAAACAUCAAAAGGACAAACCAGGGCCCCUUACAGUGGAGGAGGUGCUCAGGCGACGGCCUCAAGCAUCUUUUCUGUACAAACGGCACACAUCUGUGUUAGUGAGAGGUCGCAGGUCAGAAAGUUUUGGUCCGAGGAAGACAGCCAACCCACCCAUUUCCAUCGGGCAGAUAUCAGAAAUAUGGACACGGCCGAGAUCUGUGAACUGUGACAAGCAGAGAUUAGAGGAGCUCGGUGAGGAGGAGAGGACAGGACUGAGUCCUGGGCUGAUCUACCUGGAGCAGGUGUGCCAAAUGCUGGAGGAAAUUGCCAGACAACAGAUGCACAACACAGUAUUGGAGAUGGAGAUGGAUACCCUGCGGGAAAAUCAAGGCAAGCAGGCUUCCGACACCUGUCAGAGUGGCUCUGAAGCUCCUCAGGAGGCCCUCUCUUCUUAUCAAAGUCUUGAAAAUACAGAAAAUGCAGAACACAGUUCGAGUGAACCCCAGCAGAAGACAGAUAAACCCUGUAGACAUUUUCGGCAGAGAUCCGCUUCAGACACAACUUUCACUGCACUGCAUUUAAGACAGAUGAAUUCAGACUGCAGAGGGCAGCAUCUCAGUACAGGUAACCUACUGGAGAAGACAGAGAAAGACCACGAAAAGGAGGAGUCUAAAACGGAGGAGAGCAGCAAAACUAACAAGAACUGGAGGUUAAAAAUCGGGUCUUUGAAAAGAGAGGAGUCUUCUCUGCGAGGUUCAAAGGGCAAACCGAUGCAGUCAUCUGAGAAAAACUCGGCCCGACGACAGCUGAGCCAGCUGUUCAGGAGGAGGAAGAUUGUGACUGUGUAAAUGGACCACAGUGUCUCUCUUGUAAUGUUUGGGCAUUUUGGUUUCUGCUCUGCAGAGGAGUGAGCUUUUUAUUUAAAUGUCUGAGCGCUAUCGCUGCUUUCAAACUGACUUCCUAUUCAGCCCAUGUGAUGUAGCAAUCUUCCAUUUUUAUUUAUUACCACCUACAUACUUGCCUUUGUUAUUUAUACUGAUGAAUAAUUUUCUGUGACACAGAACAAAAAAUAAUUGUAUAGUUUCUCUGUAAUUAGUAUUAAGUGAUUCAUAAUUUAAAGCAGUACAAAGCUUCGUCAGAAAAACUUCAAGCUGCUAAUGGGUAAAGAACACUAGUAUGCACUCUACACUACACUAUAAAUGUCAAGUAAAAUCUGUAAAUGUAA
Molecule: messenger RNA, 1715 nt
Organism: Toxotes jaculatrix (banded archerfish)
Lineage: Eukaryota; Metazoa; Chordata; Actinopteri; Toxotidae
Exons: 6
Coding region: 106-1338 (410 amino acids)
Source: RefSeq, a predicted model, not a curated record